AUGGACCCCACAAUGAGAUAAGCACUAUAGUACAAAACCACGAGCACACACUUAAACUAAUUCCAGAAUUACAAAACGCCCCAACCCUUUUCAUCCUGUCACGCCACCGAGGCACCCGCCUCUCACUGACAGGUGGGCCCAAAAAGCGUCGAGGACGCAGUACAAUUUACGCAGAAAACCCCGCGAAAGCCCGUGAAUUUCCUCCUCCCAAUCCCUUCCAUUCCCAUCGAAGGAAACGGAAUUUGCUUACGGAUUAAAAGGGAGGUCUUGACUCAACCCGUCUCCUUCUCCUCCUCCCCUCCGCCUCGUCGUCUUCGUCUCACGCCACCAUCGCCAUCGCGGGGCUUCGUUUGGUCGGGAUGUCUCGCCGCCGGGACGCUGCGCCGACGGCGCGCGAGGGCGAGAGGGAUCUCGUCGUGAAGGUAAAAUUCGGUGGCACUCUUAAGCGGUUCACUGCUUUUGUGAAUGGUCCGCACUUUGAUCUUAAUCUGGCUGCUCUUCGGUCAAAGAUUGCGAGUGCUUUUAAGUUCAAUCCAGAUACUGAGUUUGUACUCACCUAUACUGAUGAGGAUGGGGAUGUUGUCAUACUGGAUGAUGAUAGUGAUUUAUGUGAUGCUGCCAUUAGUCAGAGACUGAACCCUCUUAGGAUUAAUGUUGAGUUGAAGAGCAGCAGUGAUGGGGUACAUCAGACAAAACAGCAGGUAUUGGAUUCCAUAUCUGUAAUGUCCACUGCUCUGGAAGAUCAAUUGGCUCAGGUGAAAUUAGCUAUCGAUGAAGCUUUAAAAUUUGUACCAGAACAAGUUCCCACUGUCCUUGCAAAAAUAUCACAUGACUUGCGUUCUAAAGCUGCAUCAUCAGCGCCAUCAUUGGCUGAUUUGCUGGACCGGCUUGCUAAACUGAUGGCACCAAAGAGCAAAAUGCAGUCUUCCAGUGGUUCUGCUGAUGGUUCAUCUGGCUCCUCUAGUGGUAGGGGACAAACUUUGGGAAGUUUGAAUAUUAAAAAUGACACUGAGCUCAUGGCUGUUUCAGCUUCGAACCCUCUGGAUAUGCAUAACUCUGGAUCAACUAAAUCACUUGGUCUUAAGGGUGUGCUUCUUGAUGACAUCAAAGCUCAAGCUGAACAUGUAUCGGGAUAUCCUUAUUAUGUGGAUACCCUUUCAGGCUGGGUAAAAGUUGAUAACAAGGGAAGUACCAAUGCCCAAAGUAAGGGCAAGUCUGUUACAUCCUCUGCUGUGCCACAAGUUACUAGCAUUGGUCAUGGUGCACCUACUGUUCAUUCUGCUCCUGCUUCAGAUUGCGGUGAAGGGUUAAGAAGUGAUCUUUUCUGGACACAACUAGGCCUUUCUUCUGAGUCCUUUGGGCCUAAUGGCCAGAUUGGUGGUGAUUUGAACUCGACAUGCCCUCCUCCACCACUGUUUCCCCGUUACCCACUUCAGUCUCUCCGAGCUGAUAAAAGCAGUAUCAAGGGUGGUUGCUCUUACCCUCCGUGCAUCUGCAAAAGUAGCACAUCUAAGCCUGAGAAUCUCUCCCAUUACCCAGUUCAGUCCCUCCAAGCUGACAGAAGCCUAAAGGGUGGUCACUAUUUCCCUCCAUGCACCUGCAAAAGUAACACAUCCAAGCCAGAUAAUCUCUCACCAGUCGGUCUUUAUGGACCUUAUUCUGAAGGCAGCAGCUGUAAUAGGUGCCCAUACAGGGAUCUAAGUGAUAAGCACGAGAGCAUGGCGCAGCACACACUGCAUAGAUGGAUACAGUGCGAUGGCUGUGGGGUCACUCCUAUCGCUGGUUCUCGCUACAAGUCAAAUAUUAAAGAUGAUUAUGAUUUAUGCAAUACCUGUUUUUCUCGAAUGGGCAAUGUGAAUGAAUAUACCAGAAUAGACAGACCAUCUUUUGGGAGUAGACGAUGUAGAGACCUCAAUCAGAACCAGAUGCUCUUUCCACAUCUUCGACAGCUACAUGAUUGCCGCUUCAUUAAGGAUGUUACUGUCCCUGAUGGAACAGUAAUGGCACCAUCAACCCCAUUUACAAAGAUUUGGCGCAUACAUAACAAUGGAUCUUCCAUGUGGCCAUAUGGGACAUGUCUUACCUGGGUUGGUGGACAUCUAUUUGCACGCAACAGCUCAGUUAAAUUAGGGAUCUCGGUGGAUGGUUUCCCUAUUGAUCAAGAGAUCGAUGUUGGUGUUGAUUUUGUCACACCUGCAAAGCCUGGUGGGUACGUGUCGUACUGGAGAUUGGCAUCACCCACUGGCCAGAUGUUUGGUCAGCGAGUUUGGGUUUUUAUUCAGGUGGAGCACCCGGUCAAAACCAGUAGCAACAAGCAGAGUGCUGCUAUAAACUUGAACAUGCCCCCAGAAGGAAGCAACACAGAAUGGAAGCAUUCUGUUGAUGCAAAUAUUCAGUCUGCAGAUAUUGUGGGUAAAUACUCUGGAAGCACCAUAACUGAUCCUCUUGCACAUGCACUAUACCAUGAAGCCACCAAACCGAUGGAACCUGAGCUUGUUUCAAGUGCCGUACCUUCUGUACCUAGAGCAUUUGAAUCAGUGCUAGUGCCAGCUACUGAUCUCCUCACUUCAUCUGCUGGAGCUGAAAAGGCUUCGAAGCCUGCUGCCACGCCUGGACCUGCACCUCAAGCCGUUCCCCUGCCAAAACCUGUUAGCAUUCCUGCAUCUGGACCUGCGCCUGCUCCUGUUAGUGCGACUACCGCUGCACCUGUCGGAGCUGCUGCUGCUCCUAUCAGUGAGCCCACUGCACCUGCUGCUGCCAUUGGAAUGCCCUCUGCAACUGCUCGCGCUGCUUCUUGCCUGCCUACCGAGCCUUCAUCUGAUCACAUCAGUGCCGUGGAGGACAACAUGCUGAGAGAGCUGGGGCAGAUGGGCUUCGGGCAAGUCGACCUGAACAAGGAAAUAAUUAGGCGGAACGAGUACAACCUGGAGCAGUCCAUUGAUGAACUCUGUGGCAUCCUCGAAUGGGAUGCACUCCAUGAUGAACUGCACGAACUGGGCAUCUGAUCAGAACGGAGAUGAACAAGGCGCUCACCAAGGACGGCGAGGAAGCAUGUGGCCGUGAAUCUUUUUUGCCCCUCCUAGAAGGGCCAGUGAUGACCUCGUCGUGUUCAGCUAUUGAGCACCUUGCAGUAUCCAAGAUAUAGACCGUAGUAUAUUUAUAAAUAGCUUACCUAGUUAAAAGCGGCGUUCGUGCUGCUGUGCUACCCCUACUCGCCAGCAACCUUAGAGGGUCUGGUGUAGUGCCAGUAGUGGUGUUUAAAGACUUCUAAUCAUCGGUGUGUAAUCGAAAUAAGUACCGUACCUACUAGUUGUUUAUUAUGCUAUAUGAUGUAUUAAACUUGUGUUGCUCGUCUGGUUCUUUGCGC
Oryza sativa Japonica Group (Japanese rice) is the source of this 3367-nucleotide messenger RNA. Lineage: Eukaryota; Viridiplantae; Streptophyta; Magnoliopsida; Poales; Poaceae. The record is from RefSeq and is a predicted model, not a curated record.